This is a messenger RNA of Salmo salar (Atlantic salmon), 2022 nucleotides long. It is a transcript of the gene aprt, whose product is annotated as adenine phosphoribosyltransferase. Gene Ontology annotation, cellular component: cytoplasm. NCBI's taxonomy places the organism in Eukaryota, Metazoa, Chordata, Actinopteri, Salmoniformes, Salmonidae. The record is from RefSeq and is a predicted model, not a curated record. Gene Ontology annotation, molecular function: adenine binding; AMP binding; adenine phosphoribosyltransferase activity. Gene Ontology annotation, biological process: adenine salvage; AMP salvage.
UUAGCCAUACGGUCAGCAGUGUAGUUAGGUUCAACGUCUGAUUUUAAGAAGAUACAUUGUACAAAUAGGCUGAGUUUGUGGCUGUGGUAACUAGUGACGACCCGGAUUUUGUCGCAUGACUACCAGGCAUCUGACCUUUUGCCUCAAAGUCUACGUCCACACAGACGAUCCCACAGGAAGUUAACCAUGGCACUCCACACGAGAGAAGCUAAAUUAGAUCUGGUCACCAAAAGCAUAAAACAUUUUCCUGAUUUCCCAAGCAAAGGAAUACUUUUCAGAGACAUCUGUCCAAUUCUCAAAGACCCGGGUGCAUUAACCGCAGUCAUCGAUCUUUUUGAGGAACAUGUGAGGCAGACUCAUCCCCAAGUAGAACUGAUUGUCGGUCUGGAUGCCCGGGGAUUUCUCUUCGGACCCCUUCUAGCCCAGAGGUUAGGAGUGGGAUUUGUGCUGGUCCGGAAGAAGGGAAAGCUCCCAGGGCCUACAGUGUCUGUGGCAUACAAACUGGAGUAUGGAGAGGCCGCAGUUGAGGUCCAGGAGGAUGCAGUGGCUCCAGGAGAGAAAGUGCUUCUCAUUGAUGAUCUACUAGCCACUGGAGGAACCAUGUAUGCUGCCUGUGAGCUCAUGAAGAAACAGAAUGCGGAGGUUAUGGGCUGCAUGGUGGUCAUUGAGCUCAAAGAGCUCAACGGGGUUGAAAAGCUGAAGCCAAAUACCCUCUUCUCCCUGGUGCAGUAUUGAGGUCAAAACAAUUCCAAGUGUUCCAUUCAGUAUGGUUUAGAACACACUACUUUGAUGCAGUUUACUGUCUUACAGUUCCUACCCAACUGUAAUGAAUUGUGAUGGAGACGCACUAUAAAGCAAAUGGCAUUCAUUUUAUAAGUAUACAUAGUACGUCUGUGACGGUUAUGGAAUUUUGGAAGACUAUUUGGCCAGCCAAAUGACCACGGUCACUGUAAUAACUGUUGGAAUAGCAGCAACAACAAAAAUAUUUUUACACACAUUUUUCUCCUCAUCCACGUGCGGUCAUAUGAAUAGAAUGGGCGUCCCCAUUCAAGUCAAUGAUGGCAUAAUGGGUGGACUGGCGAAAGCAGGAAGAGUACCAUAGAGAGAGGUGAAGCGAGAGGAUUCUCUCUUCCCAAAACCGGUCCACGUGAGAUGAACCCUUUUUUGUAUGGAACUCUUGUCAAAUUAUGUGAGGCUUUUUUGAUAACAAUGUGCAAUUGAAAAGCCACUUUAUUCUUACAUUGGUUCAAAAUACUGACCCUCAACGAGGUGUAGAUGAGAGAAAUAAAUAAAAAAAAAGCCCAAAAGGAAGUGCCAGCUGGCUGGCUUGCCUCUGAAGCUAUGCAGGGUUGUCCCUGAAUGGGUGACCAGGUGCUGCUGGAAGUGGUGUUGGAGGGCCAGUAGGAGGCACUUUUUCCUCUGGUCUUAAAAAAUAUCCCAAUGCCCCAGGGCAAUGUAGGGUGCAGUCUUUCGUGUGGGACGUUAAACAGGUGUCCUGACUCUGGUCACUAAAGAGCACAUGGCACUUAUCGUUAGUUGGGUGUUAACCCUGGUGGCCUGGCUAAAUUCCCAAUCUGGCCUUCACACCAUGGUCACCAAAUCAUCCCCAGCUUCCAAUUGGCUCAUUCAUCCCCCUCUAGGUCGGUGCUGUACAUGAGAAUGUGUUCUCAGCCAAUUUAACUGGUAAAAUGAUCUAAAUGUGUCACUGACAACUUUGAGAAAAACGUACAUUUUGCACGCAUAUCUGCCUUAUUGGCAUUUAUUGUUUGAUCAGUCACAGCUUUCUUGUCAAUAUAGACCAUCUGUGUGUACCCAUCAAUGUGCUGUUAAUUAGUUGUGCUAGCCCUCAUUUAUAUGCAAUAAGAAUCAAUGACUAAAGAUGCCUUCUGUUGUGUACUGGUGCAAUUGCUAGUCAUUUUGUCAGUAUACUUGUUUCACCAUGACUGAUUAAUUGUUUCAAACUUCUGCAGAAUAAAAAUGAACUGUUCACAUUGGAGAAACAUGUGCACUAUAGAAUAAGAA